AUGUUUAGUGGAAGGAUGCAAGUCGUACGAUUAUUCCUUACCAAAGGGUUUGAGGCUUGCGGGAGCGGGAGUGCCAAUACUUCAUUGAAGCUUUCGUGGGAGAGGGUGUUGACUCGUGUGGUCAGCAGAAAAUCUACUAAGAUGAUAGAUCGUGAGAUCUAA
Sclerotinia sclerotiorum 1980 UF-70 is the source of this 162-nucleotide messenger RNA. RefSeq lists its product with no specific name. NCBI's taxonomy places the organism in Eukaryota, Fungi, Ascomycota, Leotiomycetes, Helotiales, Sclerotiniaceae. The record is from RefSeq and is a predicted model, not a curated record. The coding region runs from base 1 to 162 and encodes 53 amino acids. The transcript has a single exon.